AUGUAUUCUCUGCUCAUUGCCCUCCUCUGCGCCGGCACUGCCGUCGACGCCCAGGCUCUCCAGCAGCGACAGGCCGGGACAACUCUCACCGUCGACCUGUCCACGACGUACCAGAGGAUCGACGGGUUCGGUACCUCGGAGGCCUUCCAGCGCGCGGUGCAGAUGAGCAGGCUGCCCGAGGAAGGACAGCGGCGCGCUCUCGACGUCCUGUUUAGUACCACCAACGGCGCCGGGCUCUCCAUCCUUCGCAACGGCAUCGGGUCCUCACCCGACAUGAGCUCCGACCACAUGGUCUCGAUCGCGCCCAAGAGCCCCGGCUCGCCCAACAACCCGCUGAUCUACUCCUGGGACGGCUCCGACAACAAGCAGCUGUGGGUGUCGCAAGAAGCCGUUCACACGUACGGCGUCAAGACCAUCUACGCCGACGCCUGGAGCGCCCCGGGAUACAUGAAGACCAACGGCAACGACGCCAACGGCGGCACCCUGUGCGGCCUCAGCGGUGCCCAGUGCGCGAGCGGCGACUGGAGGCAGGCAUAUGCCGACUACCUCACCAAAUACGUCGAGUUUUAUCAGGAGUCCAACGUGACGGUUACCCACCUCGGCUUCAUCAACGAGCCAGAACUGACAACGAGCUACGCCUCGAUGCGCUUCUCCGCCUCCCAGGCAGCCGAGUUCAUCCGCAUCCUGUACCCGACCAUCCAGAAGUCCAACCUUACCUAUAAGCCGACCAUCGCCUGCUGCGACGCUGAGGGCUGGAACUCGCAGGCUGGCAUGCUGGGUGCCCUGAGCUCCGUCAACUCCAUGUUUGGCCUCGUCACGGCGCACGCCUACACCUCGCAGCCGGGCUUCUCCAUGAACACGCCACACCCGGUCUGGAUGACCGAGGCCGCCGAUCUGCAGGGAGCGUGGACCUCGGCGUGGUACUCGUACGGCGGCGCGGGCGAGGGCUGGACGUGGGCCAACAACGUGUACAACGCCAUCGUCAACGGCAAUGCGUCGGCCUACCUGUACUGGAUCGGCGCGCAGACGGGCAACACCAACAGCCACAUGGUCCACAUCGACGCCAACGCCGGCACCGUCGAGCCCAGCAAGCGGCUGUGGGCGCUGGGCCAGUGGAGCCGCUUCGUGCGCCCCGGCGCCCGCCGUGUCGCCGUCUCGGGCGCCUCCGGCAGCCUGCGCACCGCCGCCUUCCGCAACGAGGACGGUUCCGUCGCCGUCGUCGUCAUCAACAGCGGCGGCGACGCCGCCGUCAACGUCAGGCUCGCCUCGUCCUCGUCGGCCGAUCAGCAACCCGCCUCGGCCAAGGCCUGGGCCACCGACAACUCGAGGGCCAUCGAAGAGAUCCAGGCCAGCUUCGCCGACGGCGUCGCCACCGUCAACGUUCCCUCGAGGUCCAUGACCACGGUGGUGCUGUAUCCGGCGGCCGACGCGUGA
Thermothelomyces thermophilus ATCC 42464 is the source of this 1434-nucleotide messenger RNA. RefSeq names its product glycoside hydrolase family 30 protein. The transcript has 4 exons. Gene Ontology annotation, biological process: sphingolipid metabolic process. Bases 1 to 1434 code for a protein of 477 amino acids. Gene Ontology annotation, molecular function: glucosylceramidase activity. NCBI's taxonomy places the organism in Eukaryota, Fungi, Ascomycota, Sordariomycetes, Sordariales, Chaetomiaceae. The record is from RefSeq and is a predicted model, not a curated record.